AUGACCAAAACACCUAAAACGGACAUGAAAAUAGCGAGAGAAGAAAGCACAGGUGAAUCAGAAGAUACUGUAAAAGAGGAAAGGAUAGAAGAAGAUGGCAUGCCCACAGGUGACAAAACCGUAAAGUUAGAAAUUGGAAUGAAGACAGGAGAAAAAGAUAUAGAGGGAAAAGAAAGCAAAUUCCGACUGCCAAAGUUAAAAUUUCCUACAUUUACCUGGUCAACUACCAAGGAUGAAACAGGGAAAACUGAAGGACAAAUAAGUGAAAUGGAAGGAAAAAUGGCAACACUAAAAGAAGGACCAGAAGCAGAGAUAUGUGGAUCAACAGGAGAAAUGAAGGUUCCAAGUCUUGAAAUUGAAACUGAGAUAUCAAAAGGAAAAAUAAAAGAAAACGAUAUCAAAGAAAAGACAAAAGUCAACCAGCCAAGUCCAAAAAAAAUAACAAUAAAAUCUCCCAAGGUAGAAAAUGAUUUUCCAAACAUUAAUGGAGAAAUAUUGAUGUCAACACCUGAAACUGAAAUAAAAAAGGACGAACAACUAUCAAAAACUGACAUCAAGGCUCCCAAGGUGGACAUCAGCAUGCCCUCCGUGGACGUCACCCUUCCCAAGGCCAGCGUUGACGUGCAGGCGCCCGAGGCGGGCCUCAGCCUGGAAGGGGAAGCAAAAGCCCCAGAGAAGGAGGCCGGCAAGAGCAAGGACGGCAAGUUCAAGAUGCCCAAGUUCGGCAUGCCUUCCUUUGGCUGGUCCAGCAGCAGAGAGGCCAAGGGCAGCGUGGCCGCCGAGGUGGACGUGAGCCUCAAGGAGCCCCAGGUGACGCUGCCCUCGGGAGCGGCCGAGGUGGACGUGAGCCUCAAGGAGCCCCAUGUGACACUGCCCUCAGGAACCACCGAAGUGGAGGUGACCCUACCUCGGUCUGAGGUUCAGGUGCCUACUUUUGAAGUUCAUGUAGAAUCUUUGUCUUCUAAAGAGGACGAGAUGGGUAAAUCUGGAAGUUCUCUGUUUAGAAUGCCUAAGGUUUCUCUUUCCAGAAGUUUCAAGCCUCAUGCAGAAAGUAAGUCCAGAGUUGAUGUUUCAGUGUCAGAAUCUCUUAGUUGUUCUGUUACAGAGGAGGCUCCUGCUGUUCUUUCAGGUAGUUUAAUUUCUAAACCUUUGCCAGAAAUAAAGGGAGACAAUAUAUCUAAAACUUCUAAGUUCAGAAUUCCUAGCUUGGGUUUCUCCAAAGUUGAUUUGAGUUCAUGUGUAAUUGACCCUGAGUCCUCAUUUCAAAAAGAGGACAUUGCACUUAUUAAAUACAAGAUUAAUCUAAGAGAAUCUGAAUCAAAAAUACCACCUCUUGCAGAUGAAAAUCUUUCAGAUUUUGAAAUUUUAAAUGAAGAUGGUUCUGUGGAGCAAGAAGGUCUUAAGCCAGAAAGUAAAACAAGAGCUGCUGAAGUAUCUUUUAGUGACACAGAUGUUACUGUUAAAAUUCCUAAAUUCCGAAAACCAAAAUUUGUAAUUCGGUCUAGGGGUAAAGCAUCAGAAAGUGACUUUGGUUUGAAAGUGGAAUCUGAUAUUUCCGAAGGAAGGAUAACAUCUGAUAUAACUGAUCCUGAUAUUGGAAAACCAACUCAGAUCUCUGAUGCCAAAUUAGGUGUCAAGGUGCACAAGCCUUCACUUCAAGUUGUUCUGGAUGCACCAACACUGGAUCCCAAUAUCUCACCAAUGGAAGUUACCAUGCCAAAAUUAGAAGGAGAAAUCCAUGACGCAGAUUUAGGCUGCAAGGCAGAACACGAAGUAAUUUCUGGAGAGAAGGAUACUGAGGAGAAAGAAAACAAAUCUAAAUCAUUAAAAUUCAAACUGCCUUCAUUUCGUUGGUCACCAAAGAAAGAAGCUAUUGUCCCGUCUCAGGCUGAGGAACAUCUGGAAGAGCCCUCUUUGUCUACUUUAUCUGGAGACACAGGCUCUGAAUUAACUUUUCCUACUCCUGAGAAUCAAUACGUUCAUGUAGAACUUGAUACGUCUAUAGAAAAAGAUGGUGAAAAGGUUAGAAGUAAGAGGUCCCAAUUUACCAUGCCAAAGAUCUCAUUCCCUAAAAUUAAGGGUCAGAAAGCCCAAGUCUCUCUGCCUGUACAGGGGACUGAUGUUUGUGGUUCCAAACAAGAAAAAGAAGAUAUUUCAAUACAGAAAUCUGAGAAAGAGGUUAGUGGAGAAAGUUCAGGAAUAGGCAUAAAAAUGCCAAAAGUUACGGUCCCAACUUUGGAAUUUUCCAAACCAGAAAUCAAAGCUCCUGAAAUAGACAUGGAUAUUAGCAGGCCUACAGGUGAGGUCAUACUUCCAAUGUGUGAAGAAGAUGAUCUAAAAUUGAAAUCAGCUGCUGCUGAUGCCAGCCUUUCCACCUCAGAUAUUAAGAUGACAGCUGAAGGUUCACUUGAGAUGAAGAGUCCUGACACAAGUGUUGAGAGAACAUCAAGUGAAAUAUCUGUGAGCGAUGUAGAAAUAAAAGGUGAAGGUCCUGAGGGGAAAACAAAAAUGUCUAAAUUCCAAAUGCCAAAGUUAGGAAUUACACUUUCUAAAGGGAAAGGGCCAGAAAAGGAGGUCAGCCAAUCCAAAUCAGAAGUCAAGGUUCCUCAGCUAAAAGCAACAGUAGAAAUAUCUGACAUUGCUGUUGUUGAAGGACCAAACUUGGAGGUGGAAUGUGGCACAGGAAUAGAGACUUACAGCCCUCAAGUCCAAAUGACCAAAAUUGACAGUAAGGCAUUAGAGGUUGAUGUUCACCUCCCUUCAGCUGACAUUUCUAUUCGAAAACCAGACAGUGAUAUUCAGGAUUCAGAUUCAGCACUAAAAAUCAAAGGGGAAAUAAAGCCAGAUGGAGAUGGAGAAGAGAAAGAAGGACAUUUCAGAAUGCCAAAAUUCAAACUUCCAUCCUUCAGUUGGUCACCAAAGAAGGAAGCAAGUGUUAAACUGGAUUCCGGAGCAAACCUGGAAGACCAAAAGCUUGCUGUAAUGUCAAGCAGAAUAGACACAGAAGUGAGAGGAACUGCAGUGGAUGAUGAAGGUAGUGGGACAGCCCUUGAUAUGGAAAUAUCUAUGGGAAAAGUUGAACAAAAAAGUCCAAUUAAAAAGCCUCAAUUUGUCAUGCCUAAAAUUUCACUCUCCAAGAUCAAGGUUCCAAAAUCUCAGUCUCAUUUGUCAAAAGUUGAAGUUGAUGCUACUCUUCUUAAAACAGAAAGAGAGGGUGAUGAUUCAAUUCAGAUACCUGAUGUAGAAAGAAGUCAUUCUGAAAGGACCGAAGAAGGGGCACAAAUAAACAUAAAAGUGGCUGAUGUUAAGUUCCACACUUCGGAAUUUUCCAAAAUAGAAACUGAAACUUCUCAAAGCAAAAUGGAAAUCAGCUCAGCAAAGAUUGAUGCUGCUCUGACUCCCUCAGAGGGGAGUUUUCAACAGGUUGACCUAAAGUCAAGCUCUACCGAGGAAUGUAACGUUCAAAAAACAGGUAUUAAGUUCCCCAAAGGAGAAGUUUCAGUUGAACUGAAGAGCCCUGAUAUAGUAACAGAAAGAUCAUCAGUUGUGGAUGGAAGAAAAAUGAAAUUGGAAGGUCCUGAAGGGAAGAUGAAAAUUCCCAAAUUCCAGAAACCAAAGUUUGGAAUCUCCCUAACAAAAGGGAAAUGCCCAGAGGCAGAGAUCAGCUCUCCAAAACUAGAAGCUGAACAACCUCAGCUAAAAAUAACAAAUGAAAUUGCUGACACUGCUGCGGGAGUUCCAGCAUCAGAACUUUUAUCUGAUAUGUCAGAUCCUGGAGUAGUUGUUUGUAAGAUAAAAACACCGCAAGAUCUGACUGGUGGCAUUGAAGCUCCAAAAGUAGACAUAAGCCCCCAGUCAGUGUCUAAACCAAGGACAGAGGGAGCUAUUGAGAGUCUUGAGGACAAAGAAAUCAAAUUAAAAGAAGAACAUGAAAUAAAAGCUGAAGAAGUUCGGACUGAAGAACAUCAGGGAUGGUUUAAAAUGCCAAAAUUUAGAAUACCUGCAUUUGGCAGGACAUCCUUAAAGGAAAAAAAGAGUGAUGCUGAUAUUGAAAGAAGUAUGGAAAAAGCUCAGGUGAGCAUUCCCUCUGCAAAAGUACAAACUGAAACAAGUAUUCCCGAAAAUACCUUCUCAUUACCACAUGCAGUUGCUGAAAUCACUAUUGGAAAAGAAGGGAUUAAAAAAUUUGAAGAUUCUGUAAAGAGUUCUGAUGUUAGCUUGUCGAAGAUGGAAGGAGAUAUUUCAUUGUCCACAGAAAGAACAGAUAGUAGAGUGAAUAUUCCAAAAACUGAAACUUACGCAGACAUAGUUAAGCGUGGUGCAGAAGGACAAAAAAUGCAUACUUCAGAAUUCACAGUGUCUGCAGCAGAAUUGCCUAAAUCAUACCUAAGGGCUUCAGAAAUUGACAAAGACAACAGUUUGAUAAGUGAGUUUCCUACAGGUACUCUGACUUAUCAAGAGCAUAAAGUCAAACCGCAGGAUAUGGAAGUCCCAAACGUAGAAAGUUCCACUAAGUUAGAGACUUCAGGAGUAGGAUGCAAACCAUCAUCAACUGAAGUUACUCUGGAUGCAACACAGGCGAAAAUAGAUGUUAGUCUUCCAAAGGAAGAGUUAGAUAUUCAAAAUAAAGAGGCAACAAUUAAAAAAGGAAAGAUAAAGGGUGAGGUGAAAAUUAUAGGAAAAGACAGGGAAGAAAGUCAGUUAAAAAGGACUACGUGUGAAUGGUCUACAACAAAGGGAUCAGAAGAUGGUACUUACGUUACUGCUAAGCUGGAAGAUCUAAAGGUAGAAGUUCCAGGAGUGAAGACGAAUGUUAAAAUUACUAGAGUAGAUCCUGAAAUGAAAUUUCAAGUGAAAAGUGUUGAAAAGGAUGUGUCUGCAGGAGUGGAAGUGCAAGUAGAAGAUAGAGCAGAAACAAGUAAAACUAAAGCAUACAAGUUUAAGAUUCCGAAGUUUGGAAUGUUUCAUUCAGAAAUCAAGGGUUUUGAAGAUAAUAUCAAUGGGACAAAGUCAGAAGCUGAGUCAGUAUCUAAAAGUGAUAUAGGCACAGCAGAGAUGCAGUUACAAAAACCAGAAGGAUCUAUUGGCCUGAAAAGUCCAGCUCUAGAUUAUAUGGAAGCAUCUACCAGAAUAAUAGGGGAAACAGUGGACCAAUCACAACAUGGCCCAGAAGUAAUCGUGAGAAUUCCCAAACUAAAAAUACCAAGAUUCACUUUUAAAACUCUCCCAAUUGAAGCUGAUGUUUUAGCGUCAAAAGUGGUAACAGAUCCAAAGGGAUCUAGUGCUGAUAUUGAGGUAGUGCAACUGGGAGCAAGCUCUGCUAUCUCUGAUGAAACACCAGGGGCUCUAGAAGCGAGUAUUCAAAAAGCAAAAAGCAAAAUUCUGACACUGACUGAACCUGACAUUAAAACAGCACAAAUGACAACUACCAUAGAGUCCUCCCUUUCAAGUACAGGGCAAGACGUUCACUGGUCUUAUGUAGAAGGCCAGGAAGUAAGUGAGAAAGUAGAACCUGAACACGUUGCUAUUGAAAGGUGUGAGAUUUACACUACUGAAAUACUGAAAGAAUCAGAGAUUCUGUCAUCAAAAGUCAAAACUGCUACACUGGGAUUCUCAUUGCUGAAGGCAAAGUUGCCUGAAUCACACAGUGACUUAGAAGUGGUAGUCCAGCAGCCAUCUCCAGCAGAAGGUGGAUCAGUGAAAAAACCUACAUGUGCUGAGGAAAGCUUUGGAGUAGCAGCACAGAAAACUGGCAGUGUUGAACUUAAACUAUCUGACAAACCACAUCAUGAGUCUGAAAAAUUUAGUGGAGAAGUAAGUUUGCCAAAGUUAAAAACAUAUGCUACUGAAGUAAAGCCUUCCAGUAAACUUGAAGAGAGUCUUCCUGAUAAAUCACCAGAGGGAAUAACUUCGGGUCCUCUCUCUAAAGAUGAAGAUGUAGCUGAAGCUGUGGAAGGUGAAGAAAAAGAAAAAACCAGUGAGAAAGAAAAGACUGAUAGCAAAAGAUCUCCUGGAAGAUUCAAGUUUUGGCUUCCAGGUGUUGGCUUCUCAUCUUCUAGUGAUGAAACAAGCACAGAUGUAAAAACAGAAGUAAAAAAAUCAGAUCCAGAAGAUAUGAAAUCUGCUGACACAUCAGAUGAUUCCUCUAAGCAAACUGAAAAAACUGGAUGGUUUAGAUUUCCCAAGCUUGGUUUCACAUCUCCUUCCAAAAAGGCAAAGUCUGUUGAAAAAGAAGAGAUGGGUCAUAAAGAGGGAAGAAUCUCAGAUGAAGAUAGCCCAUCAGAUAAACCUGACGUAUUUUUUGAUGCACAGGAAAGCUUAUCACCUAAAGAAACAACAAGGGAUGAAAAAGUUGAAACUGAUGGGGCCUCAUCUAUUGUGACAUCUUUGGCAAGAACUGAACUGAUCUUGUUGGAGGAAGAAAAAGAUAGUAAAUCUAAUAUUGGUGGAGAUACAGCCAAAUGAAAGUUGCAUUUUCUCAGUCCUCAAUGAAAACAAAAUCAUCUACAUGUACAGAAAAGAAUGUGUUUUUUAAAUUUUCUAGUAACUGAAAAUGAAAACCCAAAGCUGGUAUCAAUGAAAAGAGUUGAACAGAAUUUACCACAUGUAAAUUUUCAAGUACGUGGAUGUACUAUAUGAUGCACUUAUAAAAAUAAUGAUUUCUUCAAAUCUGCACCAAAGGCAACAGUUAUGACAAGUACAGAGGAGCCCAUAGGUUGAACAAAGUCUGAAAAAACAUACCUGAAUCAUGAAAGUAAACCAUUGAAGGGCUUAAUGAUAGCAAAAGGUUUUUAAAUAGGCUUCUCAAAACACACAGUGUAAUUACAUUUAGAUUACAGAUUAUUUCCAGAAUGGGUUAUAAACUAGUACUAUAAGAACUAUAUUUACAUGUUUAGAUUUUGGACCUUUCUGACCUACUUUUGCUUUCUUAUGAAAAUGUUUUUCUUUAUUUCAGCUAAAGUAGUAUGUAUAUUCCACAAACAUUUUAAAAUAUAAAAUAAAAUUUAAAUACUAGUGUAGAGAGACUAAUGCUUUACCUCUUCCUCUCUUCUCAUUUUUUUAUAAUUGUGGUGGGUCAUAUUUAGCCUUAAGAGAUUUUAAAAAUACCAAAACAAAACCCAACAGAAUAAUUUCAAGACCAAAAGCUUGUAACUAAUUCACAUUUUUAAGAUACCAAAAUAAAACAUGCUUACAAAGAAUAAUUAUUCAAAUGUGGAUAAAUAAAUUUUAAUGUAUAUAUUUAUGGGAUAGUUAAAUGCUUAGAAUGAUCUGCCACACUGGUGGAAUUGCUUCAAAGAUUUUCGGGAAAGGAGGUGUAUAUAAUUAUUUGCUUCUUUGUUUAUAUCAAUGCUUCUCUGCAGGGCACAAUGGAAACUAGAGUGCAUAUGUGACAGCCUUCACAUGUACCAAUAAAACACUGUCUAUAUUAUUAAGUCACAAUAAACUCACCAUAAGAAUAAA
Molecule: messenger RNA, 7461 nt
Organism: Empidonax traillii (willow flycatcher)
Lineage: Eukaryota; Metazoa; Chordata; Aves; Passeriformes; Tyrannidae
Product: protein AHNAK2-like
Exons: 2
Coding region: 1-6465 (2154 amino acids)
Biological process (GO): regulation of RNA splicing
Cellular component (GO): cytoplasm; nucleus; costamere
Source: RefSeq, a predicted model, not a curated record